GAGCGGGCGGGGAUGGGGUCCCAGACGCUGCAAAUCCUCCGGCAGGGGGUGUGGGCCGCGCUCAGCGGCGGCUGGUACUACGACCCGCACCAAGGCACCUUCGUGAACGCGCUGCAUCUCUACCUGUGGCUGUUCCUGCUCGGCCUGCCCUUCACUCUCUACAUGGCCCUUCCUUCUUCCAUGAUUAUAGUAGCAGUUUACUGUCCAAUGAUAGCUGCUAUCUUCAUUGUUCUGAAGAUGGUCAAUUACCGCCUGCACAGAGCACUUGAUGAAGGAGAAGUUAUAGAGAAGAAUGCCAAUGAACUCACUGAUCGGGGAACCAAACCUGAAAAAGAUAGCUGUUCAACCAGGAGAAAAGAUAGCAAUGGACCUAGUGACCCUGGUGGAGGUAUUGAAAUGUCUGAGUUUAUUCGAGAGGCUACACCCCCAGUUGGUUGCAGUUCACGAAAUUCUUAUGCUGGUCUAGACCCAAGCAAUCAGAUUGGGUCUGGUUCACCUCGACUUGGAACAGAAGCAACCAUUAAAGGAGAUACUGACACUGCCAAGACUUCCGAUGAUAUUAGUUUAAGCCUCGGACAGAGUUCUAGUCUGUGUAAAGAAGGAAGUGAAGAACAAGAUUUGGCAGCUGAUCGGAAGCUUUUCCAUCCAGUCUCCAAUGACUCCUUCAUCUCUAUCCAGCCUUCAUUAUCUUCCUGUGGACAGGACUUACCAAGGGACUUCAGUGACAAAGCAAGCUCCCCGAACCACCACCACCAUGUGGAUCAGUCUCUGUCUAAUGCCUGUGACACAGAAGUGGCUUCUCUUGUGCCAUUGCACUCACACUCUUAUAGGAAAGAUCACCGGCCUCGCGGUGUUCCAAGGACCUCCAGUUCUGCUGUAGCUUUUCCAGAUACAACUCUAAAUGAUUUCCCCCUCUAUCAGCAAAGGCGAGGUCUGGAUCCAGUCAGUGAGUUAGAAGCUUCCAAACCUCAUUCAGGAUCCAAAGAAUCUUUGGGAGAAAAUUCUUGCUUAUCUGGGGAUUUGAAAAGCUUCAGUCCACAGCCCCCUGCAAAAAGUGGAAAGAACAAGCCUUUGAAAGCAGACAAAAGUGUAGACAGCUUAAGAAGCCUGAGUACAAGGAGUAGUGGCUCAACAGAAAGCUACUGCAGUGGAACUGAUCGGGAUACGAACAGUACCAUCAGUAGUUAUAAAAGUGAGCAGACAAGCUCAACACACAUAGAAAGUAUCUUAUCAGAGCAUGAAGAUUCUCCUAGAGGAGGGAAAAGAACUUCUAAGAAAAAAGAGGUCUUUGUUAACCAAGAGGAAGAUAGUAGCUAUACCAGUGAUAAAAGGACUAGCAGUGAAAUGACUGCUUUGGAAUUGAGUACAAAUAGUGGUGUACAGGAAGCCACGGAUUCCAAUGCCUUAGAUGAUGUGCAAAGUCAGAAGGGUCUUAGUACCUCUGCGUCUGAAGAAGCUAAUAAAAAUCCUCAUGCAAAUGAAUUUACUACACAAGCAGACAAGACUGUUGGAAAUACUGACAAAAGAGAGGAGCAGAGCGAUAAGUCAGCUGUUUCAGUUGACUCAAGAAUUUGUAAAGAUGUUGGUGGAAAACAAAAGGAAGGGGAUGUGCGCCCUAAAUCCUCGAGCUUAAUCCACCGCACAGCCUCUGCCCACAAGUCAGGCAGGAGACGGACAGGAAAAAAGAGGGCUAGCAGUUUUGACUCAAGCCGUCACAGGGAAUAUGUUUCUUUUCGCGGCAUAUCAGCUACCAAACCUCACAGUGCUAUAUUUUGUCAUGAUGAGGAUUCAAGUGAUCAAAGUGACUUGAGCAGGACUUCAAGCAUGCAGUCAGCUCACCAGUUUAGCAGUGAUAGCUCUUCCAGUACCACUUCCCAUUCAUGUCAGUCUCCUGAAGGAAAGUACAGUGCUUUAAAGACCAAAUACAUUAAUAAAGAAAGAAGUGCUGAUUCUGAACAUACACACAAGGGUUAUAUGGGUCCUGAAGGAACUAGCAAAAAGCGGACAUCACGGCGGACUAAUAGCACAAAUAGUGCCAAGAGUCGUGCCCGAGUAUUGAGCCUGGACAGUGGUACUGUUGCAUGUUUGAAUGAUGCAAAUAGGCUAAUGGCACCAGGGAGCAUAAAACCAUUAACUACUUCGAAAUCAGAUCUUGAGGCCAAAGAAGGAGAAGUACUAGAUGAACUAUCUUUAUUGGGAAGGGCUUCACAGUUAGAAUCAGUCACUCGAUCUAGGAAUAGUUUGCCAAGCCAGGUUACUUUUCCCGAAGGGGAAGAGCAAGAUGCAACAAGUGGAGCAGCACAGGACAGCGAGGAGAUGGUUACAUUUCGCCGUGAACGCAGCACAUUUAGGCGUCAGGCAGUGCGGCGCAGGCACAAUGCAGGGAGUAACCCCACCCCUCCUACAUUGCUCAUCGGAUCACCCCUCAGCCUUCAAGAUGGUCAGCAAGGCCAGCAGUCCACAGCCCAGGUCAAAGUCCAGUCCCGUCCCCCUUCCCAGGCUGCAGUGCUCAGUGCUAGUGCCUCCUUGCUGGUGAGAAAUGGGAGUGUCCACUUAGAAGCAUCACAUGACAAUGCAUCUGCUGUAGGCGGUAGCAGUUUGCAUCAUGAACUUGGUAAGUUCUCUUCUACACUUUAUGAGACUGGUGGCUGUGACAUGUCACUUGUGAAUUUUGAACCAGCAGCAAGAAGAGCAUCCAAUAUCUGUGACACGGACUCUCAUGUAUCCAGUUCUACCUCAGUUCGAUUUUAUCCACAUGAUGUGCUCUCUCUUCCCCAGAUUCGAUUGAAUAGACUGUUGACUAUUGAUCCAGAUUUGUUGGAGCAACAAGACAUAGAUUUAAGCCCUGACCUGCAGGAACAUAUGCAACCACAAGAAGAAGCUGCCCAAAAAGUAGAGCACUAUUACCGCUUUUGGAUUCUGCCCCAACUUUGGAUCGGCAUUAACUUUGACAGACUUACUCUUCUAGCCCUGUUUGAUAGGAAUCGUGAGAUACUAGAAAAUGUGUUGGCUGUCAUCCUGGCUAUUCUUGUUGCUUUUUUGGGAUCUGUCCUCCUUAUACAAGGCUUCUUCAGGGAUAUCUGGGUCUUCCAGUUCUGCCUGGUGAUAGCCAGUUGUCAGUACUCACUACUUAAGAGUGUCCAACCAGAUUCUUCUUCACCUAGACAUGGUCAUAAUCGCAUCAUAGCCUAUAGUAGACCAGUUUAUUUCUGUUUAUGUUGUGGUCUUAUUUGGCUCCUGGAUUAUGGCAGCAGAAACCUUCCCACAACCAGGUUCAAGUUAUAUGGAAUGGCUUUCACCAAUCCACUGCUGCUUAUGUCAGCCAGAGAUUUAGUUAUAGUGUUCACACUAUGUUUCCCCAUAGUGUUCUUUGUUGGGCUCCUGCCUCAGGUGAAUACAUUUGUGAUGUACCUCUGUGAACAACUGGAUAUUCAUGUGUUUGGUGGCAAUGCCACUACAAGCUUGCUCGCAGCACUUUACAGUUUCAUCUGUAGUAUUGUGGCAGUAGCAUUAUUAUAUGGACUUUGUUAUGGCGCUCUAAGGGAUUCUUGGGAUGGCCAACAUAUUCCUGUACUUUUCUCUGUAUUUUGUGGUUUGUUAGUGGCGAUAUCCUAUCAUCUCAGCAGGCAAAGUAGUGAUCCAUCUGUACUUUUCUCUUUGGUGCAAUCAAAAAUUUUUCCAAAUACAGAAGAGAAAAACCCAGAGGAUCCUCUCUCAGAAGUAAAAGACCCACUGCCUGACAAACUUAGAAAUUCUGUUAGUGAACGGUUACAAUCUGACCUCAUAGUUUGCAUAGUGAUUGGUGUGCUGUAUUUUGCAAUUCAUGUCAGCACAGUGUUCACGGUUUUACAGCCUGCUCUGAAGUAUGUUCUCUAUACCUUGGUCGGCUCCGUAGGCUUUUUAACCCAUUACAUGCUGCCUCAGGUUCGGAAGCAGCUACCUUGGCACUGUUUCUCUCACCCACUGCUGAAAACCAAGGAAUAUUACCAAUUUGAAGUUCGAAAUGCAGCCCAUAUGAUGUGGUUUGAGAAACUUCAUGUAUGGCUUAUUUUUGUGGAGAAGAAUGUUAUCUACCCAUUGAUUGUUCUUAAUGAGCUCAGUAGCAGCGCAAAGACUAUUGCUAGUCCCAAGAAACUGGAUACUGAGUUAGGUGCUUUAAUGAUCACCAUUGCUGGUAUGAAGUUGCUACGUUCUUCUUUCAGCAGCCCAACUUGUCAGUAUGUCACCGUCAUCUUCACUGUGCUCUUUUUCAAAUUUGACUAUGAGGCUUUGUCAGAGACAAUGCUGUUAGAUCUCUUCUUCAUGUCCAUAUUCUUCAACAAGCUUUGGGAACUUCUAUAUAAGUUGCGGUUUGUGUAUACUUAUAUUGCACCAUGGCAGAUUACAUGGGGCUCUGCUUUUCAUGCUUUUGCCCAGCCUUUUGCUGUGCCUCAUUCAGCCAUGUUGUUUGUCCAGGCUGCUAUAUCUGCCUUCUUCUCUACUCCACUAAACCCCUUUUUGGGAAGUGCGAUAUUCAUCACUUCAUAUGUUCGACCAGUCAAAUUCUGGGAGAGAGACUACAACACCAAGCGUGUGGAUCAUUCAAACACCAGAUUGGCUUCUCAGCUUGAUAGAAAUCCAGGAUCAGAUGACAACAAUUUGAAUUCCAUCUUUUAUGAGCAUUUAACACGUUCCUUACAGCACAGUCUAUGUGGAGAUUUGCUGCUUGGGCGAUGGGGAAACUACAGUACUGGGGACUGUUUCAUUCUUGCUUCUGAUUAUCUCAAUGCAUUGGUACAUCUUAUAGAGAUAGGCAAUGGCCUUGUCACUUUCCAGCUAAGGGGACUUGAAUUUAGAGGUACUUACUGCCAACAAAGAGAAGUAGAAGCUAUUACUGAAGGAGUAGAUGAAGAUGAUGGUUUUUGUUGCUGUGAGCCUGGUCAUCUUCCCCACAUGCUCUCCUUUAAUGCUGCAUUUAGUCAACGCUGGCUAGCUUGGGAGGUUCUUGUCACCAAGUAUGUGCUGGAAGGCUACAGCAUCACUGACAAUAGUGCAGCUUCCAUGCUGCAAGUGUUUGAUCUUCGGAAAAUACUCACCACAUACUAUGUUAAAGGUAUCAUCUAUUAUGUCACAACCUCCUCCAAACUAGAGGAAUGGCUGGCCAAUGAGACAAUGCAGGAAGGACUACGCUUAUGUGCCGAUCGCAAUUAUGUUGAUGUGGACCCUACAUUUAAUCCAAAUAUUGAUGAAGAUUAUGAUCAUCGGCUAGCAGGCAUAUCUAGAGAGAGUUUCUGUGUGAUUUACCUCAACUGGAUUGAAUAUUGCUGUUCUCGAAGAGCAAAGCCACUAGAUGCAGAUAAAGAUUCCUCCCUAGUAACUCUUUGUUAUGGACUCUGUGUUCUGGGACGGAGAGCCUUAGGCACUGCUGCCCACCAUAUGUCUAGUAAUUUGGAGUCAUUCCUGUAUGGCUUACAUGCCUUAUUUAAAGGAGACUUCCGGAUUUCUUCAAUCAGAGAUGAAUGGAUCUUUGCUGACAUGGAAUUACUAAGAAAAGUGGUAGUCCCUGGAAUCCGCAUGUCACUUAAACUUCAUCAGGAUCACUUCACUUCUCCAGAUGAGUAUGACGACCCUACUGUACUUUAUGAAGCCAUCAUGUCACAUGAACAAAAUCUGGUAAUAGCUCAUGAAGGCGAUCCUGCUUGGAGGAGUGCAGUGCUCUCUAACUCUCCUUCCCUUCUUGCCCUGCGCCAUGUCAUGGAUGAUGGCACCAAUGAAUACAAGAUCAUCAUGCUCAACAAGCGCUACCUUAGCUUCAGGGUUAUCAAAGUGAAUAAAGAAUGUGUUCGUGGCCUUUGGGCGGGACAACAACAGGAAUUAGUUUUCUUGCGCAACCGGAACCCAGAAAGAGGGAGCAUCCAAAAUGCAAAACAAGCCCUGAGAAACAUGAUUAAUUCAUCAUGUGACCAACCUAUUGGAUACCCCAUCUAUGUCUCACCCCUGACAACAUCUUACUCUGACAGCCAUGAACAGUUAAAGGACAUACUGGGGGGGCCCAUCAGCCUGGGAAAUAUCAGAAACUUUGUGGUAUCGACCUGGCACAGGUUAAGGAAGGGUUGUGGAGCAGGCUGUAACAGUGGUGGGAACAUUGAAGAUUCAGAUGCAGGAGGUGGAACUUCUUGCACCAGUAAUAAUGCAACAAAUGCCAAUGAACCUCAGAGCAACGUGUUACAAGGAGGCAAUGGAAAUUCAGGACAAGGGCCUGGAGCUGGGCUCUACCCUCCUGUCACAUCUCAUCUUCCAACACUUGGUACCAGCCACAGCUCCCAUUCUGUACAAUCAAGUCUGGUUAGGCAUUCUCCGGCUCGUGCCUCAGUUGCCAGUCAGUCCUCUUACUGCUAUAGCAGCCGUCAUUCAUCUCUCCGAAUGUCCACUACAGGAUUUGUGCCUUGCCGGCGCUCUUCCACCAGUCAAAUUUCCCUUCGUAAUUUACCAUCAUCCAUCCAGUCCCGCCUUUCCAUGGUGAACCAAAUGGAACCUACUAACCAGACUGGCCUGACCAGUAUGCAGCAUGGCCUUCCAUCUUCCAGCAGCUCCAGCCAAAGCAUCCCAGCCUGCAAACAUGCCCUUGUGGGUUUUCUAGGGACAGAAGGAGGACAGAAUAUUGCUACUGAUACACAAUCAGGCAGCAACUUAAGUCCUGCCAACAAUCCACAGGCCAAAAAGGGAGAUGUGAUUUACAGAAUCCAAAUUGUGGAUCCCAGUCAGAUUUUGGAAGGGAUCAACCUGUCAAAAAGGAAGGAGCUGCAGUGGCCAGAUGAGGGGAUUCGGUUAAAAGCUGGAAGAAACAGCUGGAAAGACUGGACUCCUCAAGAAGGCAUGGAAGGACAUGUGAUUCACCGAUGGGUGCCUUGCAGCAGAGAUCCAGGUAGUAGAUCCCACAUAGACAAGACUAUCCUCCUAGUCCAGAUUGAUGACAAAUAUGUUGCUGUGAUCGAAACUGGAGUACUAGAACUUGGGGCUGAAGUGUAAACCGUGUUUCGCGACUACAUUUCAUCUCUUCCUCCCUCAAUCCCAAGACUUUGGAAAAGGCACGGAGGGAGUAGGAGAAGGGUCUCCCAGGAGUCACUUCAGGCCUGGGAGGACUUAACAAAUAGAAUGGGCUUAGACGAGCCUCUUUCUCCCCGCCCCCUCACUCCUGCCACUGUUUCCAUCCCCCCAAAAAGUUCAAAUAUUUUUUUAAGUUCGCUGCUGAGGAAACAUUUUGCAUGAAGGAUAAAGAUUUUAUUAAGAAGCAUCUCUUUUAAAAAAACAAACAAAAAACUUUUUCUAUGCAUUGCAUAUGCUUUAAAUCAACAAACUCUUCAUUUCUAAAAUAUGAACUCAUCAUAUUUUUCUAAUUUAUUUGCCAAAAAUAAUUGCUAUGUUUGGUCACAGAACAUAUGAAAUCCACUUACCUUAAUUUUUAAAAAUCAACUUGUGUACAAACUUUCAGUUCAACCUAAAGCAGUAUAGAAGUUUAAUGCAUAGUAAGAGACUAUGAACAGACAGAUUUAUCUUAUUCCUUGUGAGCUAAAAACUUUAAUGAGAAAACUGCACUAAUUUUUUUACAGCAAUGCACUAAGAAGUCUGAGGUUGCUCAGAACAUUUAUUUAUAUAUAUAUAUAUAUAUAUAUAAUAUAUAUAAGAUUAAAAAAAACAUUAUUUAAAUUGCCUCUGGGAUUUUCCCCUCCCUUUCCACAUAAUCACAGAUGGCAGGAGCUACAUUGCUCAUCCUUUUUCUUGGUUGGUUCAGUAUGUUAGAUUUCAUACCAGUGCAUUUGUUGUUUUCUUUACAUGGAAUCCUAAAUCUUGAGAUGAACCUAUCUAUAUGUUGGCAUUGUUUCCCAAAGCCAUUUUUCGUGGUGCAUUCAGUAAUGUGAACACUACUGCCAAUUAUUGUGUCCACAUCAAGGAUGAGCACCCAGUGCAGCAGGAUAGAUCCUGUUUUUCUACAGCAGUCAUAGAGAUUCUGCUCCUCACCAGUUAUGUUGGUAUCAAUUUCCAAGAUAAAACACUUUUCACUUUGCAAGGGGAGGACAAAUCUCAAAGAGCUGAGUGAAGAGGUUGUAGUGCUAGAGGGCCUCAUAAGGAUGUCUUGAAGGCAUUCAGCUCAAUUCAAUAGUUUAUCCAAGUUUAAAAAAAAAAACUUAAAAAAAAAUUACACAGAUGGUGCAGCCCUUAUCAAAUCACCCUUAAUCACUUUGCCUUUUCUUUUCCUUUUCUCUUCAUUCUUUUUCUAUUACUUGAAUUUUAUUUCCUAUGAUUAUAUAUUCUGUAUAACUGUAAUUUGGAAUAUUUAUAACUGUGAAGUUGACUUAAUUCAUGUGUUGUCACAUAUCCUGGAUUUUAUUAGGUUUUCUAAUGUGUGUAUUCAGGGAUAUGCGUAACUCAAGCUUACAUUAGGUUGGGUGGGAGUUGCAGCUUCGAUUUCAUUUGCAGCUCUUAAUACUUUUUUUCUAACUCCAUGAACAGAGUUCCCCUUUUAGUGUGAGACUGUGUGAAGGAGACUGCAUACAUAGGUUUAUCAUUUGGAAGCAGCCAUCUUUCUACCUCCAUAUGAUCUGACUGUUUAAAUUGUCUUGGGAGGAGGUACAUUUGUUCCCCAAGGGCAUUGAAAUGCCUCACAAAGAAAAUCUUGGAGUAACUAUUUCAGGGAUAAAAAUGAAAGAAUACAAGGUAUUAUUGCUGUUCUGAUAAAAGACCCAUCUGCUUUUACUCACUUUCUUUUCUUUUCCAUUUUUUUUUUGGGUGGGGCAAAGUGGGUUAAGUGACUUGCCCAGGGUCACGCAGCUAAUAAGUGUCAAGUGUCUGAGGCUGAAUUUGAACUCAGGUACUCCUGACUCCAGGGCCAGGGCUUUAUCCACUGCACCACCUAGCUGCCUCUACUCAGUUAUUUUUGAUCCAAAUGGCAUGUAGUUAAAAUACCCUUUAUAUUGGGUUUUGCUUAAGUUGGUACACUGUUAAAAAUCCCCUCUUUCAGAAUUGAAGAUUCUAUAAUGGUACAUCACCUGUACUAUUGAAAUAAUGUGUAAGCUGAGGUUUGUUUUUUUUUUUAUCAGACUUUUGCAUAGACUGACAUUUCUGAAUUAACUGCUUAUUAUUUCCCUGAUACAUACAUUAUAACAUAUAUAAAUUUGCUUUAAUUAGUAAGUUACACCAUCAAAGUUUAGUGUUCCUUUUACUAUGAGGAUAAGGUCUUAACUUUUUAAAAACAACCCUUUUAAUAGGACUUAUGUAUUCUCUUCUUUUUGAAAUGUAUGUGACCCUCUUCAUUGAUGAAUUAGGAAUAAGGCUUAAGGAUAAAUGAAAGAGAAGUCUUUCUAGAUUUAACAAGAGUAUUCUGAUUUGUUCUCAUAAAAGAAUUUUACAUGGGUGGUGUAAUCAGGAGCUGGGUAAAUUUUUUUCUAGAAAAAUAUUAAAUUGAUCAUAAGAUCAUAAUGGCAACUUUACUUCAAAAGAAGUCUCAAGUGCAAUAUAAUAAGAUUUUAUUUCAAGAGAAAAAUAGGUUUUCUUCACUAGGAGUUAGAUAUUGUUAGACUAUAAUCCAUUAGUAUCAAGAAACAAGAAUUGUUGAUCCUAAAAAACCUCUUUACGUGAAGCAAAGUUAUACAUGAUAAAAGCCCUCUCAUUUUCAUUCAAAAAAAUCUCAGAAUACCUUGAAUGUUUAGUUCCUCAUCGGUAUUUUUUCCAUUUUGUACAAGUGACACCACCAAUAGCUAUGAUAUAUUCUUUUAUAUCAGGUAACUAAUUUAGAAAACAUUUAUAAAUUUUCCACUGUAAUAAAAGGGGGAAAAUUGAGUUAUUUUUCUUAUUUUUAAUCCUCAAAAAGGUAUUUCUAUUUGGUGUGCCCUCUUAACAUUUUUCAUUGAUCUCAACAUAUAAGAUCCCAAAAUUGUAGGAAGCUAUUUUGUGGCUUUUACAUUUAAAUAACUCACAAUUAUUUCUUUUACAUGAGUGAGUUUUAGAGGCCCAUAUUUUGAAAGUACAGGAAUUUAUAUUCUAUGUCAACCUUUGCAAUUCACAGAAAGUGUAUCUUUGGUGUCUCUUUUCUCAUCUUCCCUUCUAUCAGAAGUGGGAAAUUGGAUGGUUUAUGAUUUGUUAAGUUUUUCUUCUAGAAUAGCCCCAACAGAAAGGCUAAGAAUGAAUCUACUGGUUCUUUUACAAGUUCUUAAGUCAGUAUGAUCCCUUCUUUUUCUGAAUAUAUUAUUUAUAAAGACCUUCCUGGAUUACUUUUCACUAAAGAAAGUUAAUCUUUCCAAAUCUAGUUCACGUAUCCUUUUUCCAAGUAUUAAAAAAAAACAAAAAACUGGUAAAUUUUAAAGAUUUAGAGGGGGAAAGUAUUGGGACAUAUCAAUAUGAGACUUAGCCCUUUCCUUUUACCAAAAGUAGGGAAGUUAUGACCUAGCUUCACUGCAUUUCUUAUAUUGGAAAAGAGUUAUACAAGAAAAUGUAGUACUAUUAAAGUACCACUAGUACUUGUCCUUAAUGAGGUAAAGAAAACUGUAUCUGUAGACCAUGUGCCAAACAAUGAAACUGAUAGUUUCUGCAAGAAAAUCUAACUUAUUGAGCAGAUAUGCUUUCCUUAUACUUCUCGAGUUUUUGGCUUAGUGGUUGGUUUCUCCAACAUCCAACUUUAAUGAAUUUUUUAAAGGCUCAUUAAAUAUUGAGGCACACAUCUCUUAACCUUAAUAGAUGGCACUUUGUCAGCUGAGCAUCAGUUCUGCCUUCACCUUGGAAUGUAGGUUAACAGAUUGCUUUAUUGGAUCAUUAAUUAAAAGCCUGAGCCGUUUUUAUGUAUGAUUUACCUAGUUCCUGAAAAGAUGUCUUAUUGUAUUAGCCAACUUUAAAAUGUCUACCAGAAGGAUUUAUGGCUUACUACUUUGAGUUAUUUGAGUUAUUCUUCCAUGGAUAUUGUUUCUGCUUGUCAAUUGUUACUGUUCUUGUGUUUUUUUAUGUUAUUCUUUCAUGAAUAUGGACAAAUUUAGGUAUUUUUAAAGUAUAGAUAUUCAUGCUAUUGAAGUGCUUGACAUAUUCCUACUUUCAUCAUGUGAGAUGAUCAUAAAAAAUUACUGGAAUUAUUGAUUGUUGUUUUGACAGGGUCCCACUAGUGCUUUUUGUCAUAGAUGUAAUUCAUUGUCAUACUGGAUCUAAAAAUCUGUUUAAUAUUUUUGAUGGCUUUUACUUGAAUUAUAAUUAUGUAGAUAUUUUUAGUCAGAUAUGUAUGAUAGCAUCAUAUAUCUCUAUAGAUAUAUAGAUAUGUAUCAUACUUUAAAAAGUCAUUGGUCAUGUAACUUUACUUUUCAGUCUUACAUGGAAAUAUUUGUUAAGGUCAGGGUUUGGGAAGACGGAUACCCUGUGUAUUCAGUAUAACUGAAUGAAGAGAGUGUCUUAAAUUGUUUCCUUAGCCCAAAUUUCAGAUCUCCAUUUCGCAAGGAACAAAAAGCCAAAACAAUUUAUUGUUUUGUUCCUUCCACUACUCCCCCCCACAAAAAAAGUCUGAGUGAUAUGCUUCCAAAUUUUCUUAUUUCAAACUGGUUAAAUGUUUAGUUAAAAGCUCUAAAUGGGAAGGAACUAAUUGUGCAGAUAGUAUAUAGUAAUCGUUAACUUUGCCUUGAAGCUAAGCUAAAUUGUGAAUCAUUUCAACAAUGUCACUUGUCUGGAAUGAUGUAGCUAUUUCCCCAAUAAUACUUAAAUGAACUUUUAAAUGGACCACAUAUUUUUCCUAAACUAGGGCGAAUAACUUCUGGUUUUGAAAUGAAUGCCACAUCUCCUAAAUAAUAAAAGACUUUGUAUUUGUAUUAAGAUUUUAAAAAAUUGGGAGAAACCAGAGCAGAUUAAUAACACCAGUGUUAUAUGACAACUUUGUUUCAAGGCUUUUAUACCUAUUAUAUAGGGUUAUAUCUAUUCUGUUGUAAUCUUUAUUAUGCUCUGUACUUAAUGGCUUCUGACUUGGUAGAGCCCAACUGGAAGAAAUGAAGGUCACUUAGCACAGGGGUGAGAAUAAACUGCUAAUUGUUGUUCCCCCAGUUCAGGACUCGUUCUGUUUUCAAAAUAAAGAAAUGGAUAUAAGGAUGGCUGCUCCAAAUGACCUCCAGGGCUUAGUAUACUUAAGUUUCACAAGCCUUCAGAAUAUAAAGCUUGAUUUCACAAUGGAAAAAUAGAAAUGGGGUUAAAUAUCUGCUUUUGCUUUUUAAAAACUCACCAUGUAAGAAAAACUGCAUCCUUAAAUUGAACACAUUUACUUUAUGUUGUGAGCUUUACUUGAGGAAAUGGAAGGAGGAAUAUGUAAAGUAGCUAGUAGGAAGGUGUGAGGGUGAAAUAAUGGAUUUACUUUUUCUGAUACGGGGCUCAGAAAAGCAUAUAUUGCCUCUACCAGCAUAUGGAUAUUGAUUGGAAAUAGGGAUAUAUGUACUCACGUGUGUCUGUGAGUGUGUCUGCGUGUGUGUUACUGGAAACCGCCUGUAAAUAUUGUAGUUGUUUUAAAUGGAAAAUAAAAGCUGAGGUUUUUUUGUUUUUGUUUUGCAAAUGUGUUGCAACAAAAGGACAGUAUUGACAGUGGAUAAAACACUGAGGAAAUAAAUUUUUUUUUUCAUUUUU
This is a messenger RNA of Dromiciops gliroides (monito del monte), 12615 nucleotides long. RefSeq names its product pecanex 1 (gene PCNX1). Gene Ontology annotation, cellular component: membrane. NCBI's taxonomy places the organism in Eukaryota, Metazoa, Chordata, Mammalia, Microbiotheria, Microbiotheriidae. The transcript is spliced from 36 exons. The record is from RefSeq and is a predicted model, not a curated record. Bases 13 to 7008 code for a protein of 2331 amino acids.